AAAGACAUUUAAUUAUGAAGCAUAAUGCUAAUGCUUUAAAUGUGUUUUCUUAAUCUUCAUAACUCUGCGUGGUAGGUAUUAUUACCCAUAUUUUAUAGAUGGGGACACUGAAGAUUGGAGGGACUAGGAAAUAAUGUUCUAAGGUUACUUAGUUGGUAAAACGUUUCAGUUCGCAGAAUCCAAGCCCUCACUUUUUCCUAAUAGUCAAUUAUUUCUUAAGGCAAUUGGCAUUCACCAAGUACUUAUUAACUGGAUUAAUAUUCUUUAUGGCAAAUAUGACUUAGAUUUUUUGGGAAAGUGUCUUCAAGAAGCUCUUGAGGCUUUCCUGAAAUAAGGCUUGCAAGGAGAGUCAUCUUAAUCGAUAAAUUUUAAAUUGGAGGUUUGAUUUAUUUUCUUCCAUGUGUAACUCCUUUCUUUAAGGUACAUCUGCCUCCUUAACUGUAUCCCUUCCCUUUUCCGUUCCCUCCUCCCUUCCUUGUUCUCUGCCUCCUCUUUCUCCUUUGCAAUAGCUCCUGUCAAAAUAGCUGCCUCUGUUAUGAGUAAGAAGGCACACAAUGAAAAAUAUUUGAUAUCAUGAUUUUGCUACAGAAACCUGGCAUUUUUCAAUAGCAUUUUCAGGGAAACAGUGGGGGUUGUUCAUAAAUGCAAAACCCAGUUUGAAUUCACAGUGUGGAUGGUGUACAAUGUUGGUGAUACAGGCUGUGAGAAGUCCCUUCCUCAAGAUUAUGCUAAUGGAUAAUUGUAUCCACACAUCCAAGUACAACAUUCUUACCUUUUUGCCAAUUAAUUUAUUUGAACAGUUCCAAAGAGUGGCAAAUGCCUAUUUCCUUUUCCUUCUGAUUUUACAGCUGAUUCCAGAAAUCUCUUCCUUGACCUGGUUUACUACCAUGGUGCCUUUGGUCCUGGUGAUAACUAUGACAGCUGUCAAAGAUGCCACAGAUGACUAUUUUCGCCAUAAGAGUGAUAAUCAAGUGAAUAAUCGGCUAUCUGAAGUGCUCAUCGACAGCAAACUGCAGAAUGAAAAAUGGAUGAAUGUCAAAGUGGGAGACAUCGUUAAAUUAGAAAAUAACCAGUUUGUUGCUGCUGAUCUGCUUCUCCUAUCAAGUAGUGAGCCACAUGGCCUCUGUUAUAUUGAAACUGCUGAGCUUGAUGGGGAAACGAACCUGAAAGUCCGCCAUGCACUAUCAGUUACCUCAGAACUUGGAGCAGAUAUUAGCAGACUUGCAAAGUUUGAUGGGACUGUUGUCUGUGAGGCGCCUAACAACAAAUUAGAUAAAUUCACAGGAGUUCUCUCUUGGAAGGACAGCAAGCACUCCCUCAACAAUGAGAAGAUAAUCCUGAGGGGCUGCAUCCUGAGAAACACCAGCUGGUGUUUCGGAAUGGUUAUAUUUGCAGGUCCCGACACUAAAUUAAUGCAGAACAGUGGUAAGACAAAGUUUAAGAGGACAAGCAUUGAUAGACUGAUGAAUACUCUAGUACUAUGGAUUUUUGGGUUUCUGGUAUGCAUGGGAGUUAUUCUUGCAAUAGGAAAUUCAAUCUGGGAGAAUCAAGUUGGGGACCAAUUCAGAACUUUCCUCUUUUGGAAUGAAGGAGAGAAGAACUCUGUGUUCUCGGGAUUCUUAACAUUCUGGUCAUAUAUUAUUAUUCUCAAUACAGUUGUGCCCAUUUCAUUAUAUGUGAGUAUGGAAGUCAUUCGUCUGGGACACAGUUAUUUUAUAAACUGGGAUCGGAAGAUGUAUUACCCUGAAAAAGCAACACCUGCUGAAGCUCGGACGACCACUCUCAAUGAGGAACUGGGCCAGAUUGAAUACAUUUUCUCUGACAAAACAGGCACCCUCACUGAAAACAUCAUGACUUUUAAAAAAUGUUCUAUUAAUGGGAAAAUCUAUGGUGAAGCUGAUGAUGACAUGGGUCAGAAGACAGACAUGACUAAGAAAAAUGAACCUGUGGAUUUCGCAGUCAAUCCCCAAGCAGAUAGAACAUGUCAGUUCUCUGACCACCGUCUGAUGGAAUCCAUUAAACUGGGGGAUUCCAAAGUGUAUGAAUUUCUUAGGGUACUUGCUCUUUGCCACACCGUCAUGUCGGAGGAAAAUAGUGCAGGGCAGCUGAUUUACCAAGUUCAGUCACCUGAUGAAGGGGCUUUGGUGACUGCUGCAAGAAAUUUGGGGUUCAUUUUUAAGUCUCGAACCUCAGAGACAAUAACAAUAGAAGAAUUGGGAACACUGGUUACUUACCAACUUCUUGCCUUCUUGGACUUCAACAAUAUCAGAAAAAGGAUGUCUGUCAUAGUUAGAAACCCAGAAGGACAGAUAAAGCUUUAUUCCAAAGGAGCAGACACUGUUCUGUUUGAAAAACUUCAUCCAUCCAAUGAAGACCUUCUGACUUUGACGACAGACCAUCUCAGUGAAUUUGCAGGGGAAGGUCUUCGAACUUUGGCCAUUGCAUACAGAGAUCUGGAUGACAAGUACUUUAAAGAAUGGCAUAAGAUGCUUGAAGAUGCAAAUACUCUUAUAGAUGAGAGAGAUGAGCGGGUAGCUGGGCUAUAUGAAGAAAUUGAAAGGGAUUUGAUGCUACUAGGUGCUACUGCUGUAGAAGAUAAGUUACAAGAGGGUGUUAUUGAAACGGUUACAAAUUUAUCGCUAGCCAAUAUUAAGAUCUGGGUCCUAACAGGAGACAAACAAGAAACUGCCAUCAACAUUGGCUAUGCCUGCAACAUGCUGACUGAUGAUAUGAAUGAUGUGUUCAUUAUAUCAGGGAACACGGCAGUGGAAGUCAGAGAAGAACUCAGAAAAGCAAAGGAAAAUUUGUUUGAACAAAACAGAAGUUUUUCCAACGGCCAUGUAGUUUUUGAAAAACAGCAGCUGGAGUUGGACUCAGUUGUAGAAGAAACCAUAACAGGAGAUUAUGCCUUAAUCAUCAAUGGCCACAGUUUGGCCCAUGCCCUAGAAAGUGGUAUCAAGGGUGAUCUCCUAGAACUUGCCUGCAUGUGUAAGACUGUGGUUUGCUGCCGAGUCACCCCACUCCAGAAAGCCCAAGUAGUAGAGCUGGUGAAGAAGUACAGAAAUGCUGUCACUUUGGCCAUAGGUGAUGGAGCCAAUGAUGUCAGCAUGAUCAAAAGUGCUCACAUUGGUGUUGGCAUCAGCGGUCAGGAAGGAAUGCAGGCAGUCUUAGCCAGUGACUAUUCAUUCGCACAAUUUAGAUACCUCCAAAGGCUUCUCCUUGUUCAUGGAAGGUGGUCCUAUUUCCGAAUGUGCAAAUUCUUAUGCUAUUUUUUCUAUAAGAAUUUUGCAUUCACACUUGUGCAUUUCUGGUUUGGUUUCUUCUGCGGCUUCUCAGCCCAGACCGUUUACGACCAGUGGUUCAUUACCCUUUUUAACAUUGUUUACACAUCACUUCCUGUUUUAGCCAUGGGGAUUUUUGACCAGGAUGUGGAUGACCAGAACAGCAUGGACUAUCCCCAGCUCUAUGAACCUGGACAGCUCAAUCUGCUGUUUAACAAGCGUAAAUUUUUUAUCUGCAUGGCACAUGGCAUCUACACCUCAUUGGCCCUUUUCUUCAUACCCUAUGGAGCCUUUUACAAUGUGGCCGGAGAUGAUGGGCAGCAUGUUGCUGACUACCAGUCUUUUGCAGUUACAAUGGCUACAUCGUUGGUCAUUGUGGUCAGUGUGCAGAUAGCCUUGGAUACCAGUUACUGGACUAUCAUUAAUCAUGUCUUCAUCUGGGGGAGCAUUGCCACUUAUUUCUCCAUUUUAUUUACAAUGCACAGUAAUGGCAUCUUUGGCAUCUUCCCAAACCAGUUUCCAUUCGUUGGAAAUGCACGACAUUCUUUGGCCCAGAAGUGCAUCUGGCUUGUUAUUCUCUUAACGACAGUGGCUUCUGUUAUGCCUGUGGUGGCAUUCAGAUUUUUGAAAGUGGAUUUAUGCCCAGCCCUGAGUGACCAGAUCCGUCGGAGGCAAAAAGCUCAAAAGAAGGCAAAGCCCUCACGUAGCCGAAGGCCUCAGACUCGCAGGUCAAGCUCAAGAAGAUCUGGAUAUGCUUUUGCUCACCAAGAGGGCUAUGGAGAGCUUAUCACAUCUGGAAAAAAUAUGCGAGCUAAAAAUCCACCCCCAACACCAGGGCUGGAAAAGACACUGUAUAAUAGCACUAGCUGGAUUGAAAAUUUAUGUAAGAAAACCACAGACACAGUGAGCAGCUUUAGCCUGGAUAAAACAGUGAAACUGUGAGUCAAGAUGAAUUUAAACCACAUAGCUACUUUUCACUUCAGCCGAAGCUGAAAUUCAGCUGGCUCCAGAGUUUGUGAUCAGGGGCUGAGGUGGGCAGAUUGCCUCAGUUCAAAUCUCUGGCAAACAACUGCCAGGGCCCACCAAAUACGGGUGCACUCUCUGGGAAACCAGGCCAGAUGGUCACUGUCUAAUUUGUGAUUUGCUGGGCAAAGGCCUCACAAUACAAACAGAGGUUUUUCUUACCAACCUAGAUUGAACUUUAGAAUCUUAUUAAUGGAGAAAAAUUUGUAAUUCUGCAUAUACAUUGAAUGGAUCUUCAAGUGGAUAAAACGAGUGCAAUCAAAAGGUAUACAUCUCAGCUGUGAAAAGCAUGCUUGUUGACAGAUAAGCAUGUAUAUGUGAGAUCAGCCUUUCCCAAAAUACAUUUUUAAGAUGUACAAUGUGUACUAUGGUGCUUUCAGAUUAACAGCUGUUUGUGACUCUCAAGUCUGGAUAUCUACAUACCAUGUGUGUUCAGCUAGGACAAACACAUCACCUUCAUGCCUGUAGAAUAGAAAAACAUGUUGAUAUUCCUCCUUUUUUUUUUUUUUUUGUUUGUUUGUUUUUUUGUUUGGGUUUUUUUACUGGUCUGAAGACAGAGUAGAUUGGAGCAUCUUUAUAGUGGGAUAAAAACCGCGAAUUUGGUCAAAUGUAUUCACAAACCCUCAGGGACAUGUUCAUGAAAUGUCCAAGAGGGGCUCUCUAGUAAGUAUUCCGGACACUUUUCUAUGACUUUUAUACCAUCCUCAGAAGUAACUUGCCCUGCAUCAUCCGGUGCCAUUAAUGAAACCAGCAUAGCAUUGGAAUUUCACACUUUAAUGAGAAUAUUCCAAAUAGUGUAUAGGCAAAUACUUUCAACACUUCCAAUUUUAAAAAGUUCAGAUUUGAAACCAAACAAAUUAAUAAACAGUAUCUUCAAUUACUA
Messenger RNA from Neofelis nebulosa (Clouded leopard), 5187 nucleotides. RefSeq names its product ATPase phospholipid transporting 8B4 (putative) (gene ATP8B4). The coding region runs from base 684 to 4223 and encodes 1179 amino acids. The transcript is spliced from 26 exons. The record is from RefSeq and is a predicted model, not a curated record. Gene Ontology annotation, molecular function: magnesium ion binding; ATP binding; ATPase-coupled intramembrane lipid carrier activity. Gene Ontology annotation, cellular component: plasma membrane. Gene Ontology annotation, biological process: phospholipid translocation; Golgi organization. NCBI's taxonomy places the organism in Eukaryota, Metazoa, Chordata, Mammalia, Carnivora, Felidae.